CCCGGUGUGUCGGAGCGGAACUCGAGCGACUCCGGUAUUAAAGGCUCGUUUUUGCGGUUUUCAGUGUAAAUUCUGCGGUUCCGGUGUUUGCAACCACAGGCUGUUGAUGAACGCCUCGGAGAGCGAAGAGGACUCGUGUAACGAGAGGACGGCGCUCAUGAGCACCGAGAGUCCAUGUGUGCAGCCGUAUGACCGGCUGUGUGAGCCGCCCCAGGACACGAACUCCGCCCGGGUGAGUGGGAGGAGCCCCGGAGAGCGUCGGCCUGUGAGCUCCGACUCCUCAGACCCGAGUCGAGUCCCCCACAGUGCCGUUCAGGACAUCGAGGAUGAGGACCUGACGCUGAAGUACGGCGCCAAACACGUCAUCAUGCUCUUCAUCCCCGUCACGCUGUGCAUGGUGGUCGUCGUGGCGACCAUUAAAUCCGUCAGCUUCUACACGGAGAAAAACGGCCAGCGCCUGUUCUACACGCCUUUCCCAGAGGACCCGAACACCGUCGGCGAGAGGUUGCUGUCGUCGUUCCUCAACACCCUCGUGAUGAUCAGCGUGAUCGUAGUCAUGACCAUCUUCCUGGUGCUGCUCUAUAAGUAUCGCUGCUAUAAGUUUAUCCACGGCUGGCUGAUGCUCUCCUCCCUGAUGCUGCUCUUCUGGUUCAGUUACAUGUAUCUGGAGGAGGUGUUCAGGACGUACAACGUGGCGAUGGAUUACCCAACAGUGGCCAUGAUUAUCUGGAACUUCGGAGCAGUAGGGAUGAUCUGUAUCCACUGGAAAGGGCCUCUGCAGCUGCAGCAGGCCUACCUCAUCAUGGUCAGCGCCCUCAUGGCACUCAUCUUCAUCAAAUACCUGCCCGAGUGGACCGCCUGGGUCAUCCUGGCCGGCAUCUCGAUCUACGAUCUGGUGGCUGUUCUGAGCCCUAAAGGUCCCCUGAGGAUGCUGGUGGAGACGGCGCAGGAGAGGAACGAGCCCAUCUUCCCCGCACUCAUCUAUUCGUCGGCGAUGGUGUGGAUGGUGGGAAUGGCCAAUCCGGAUCCCGUGACUCAUUCAGAUGAGGAAGUGCUUCAGAAUGAGGGCGGGGUUUUGGAAAGGGAAGGGGCGGAGCCUGAGAGUCAGACAUUGCAUGGGCAGAGCAGGAGCCACUCUGUGGAGGAGGACCAGGAGGAAGACAGGGGCGUGAAGCUCGGAUUAGGAGACUUCAUCUUCUACAGUGUUCUGGUGGGGAAGGCGGCAGCGAUAGGCGGAGACUGGAACACCACGCUCGCCUGCUUCGUCGCCAUCCUGAUCGGUCUGUGCCUGACUCUCCUGCUGCUGGCCAUCUUUAAGAAAGCUCUCCCGGCUCUGCCCAUCUCCAUCGCCUUCGGACUCAUCUUCUACUUCUCCACCGACAACCUGGUGCAGCCGUUCAUGGACAGCCUGGCAGCUCAUCAGUACUACAUCUGAUCCCGGAGACUCGACACCGCCAUCGCCGCCAAGCCAUAACGACACACCCGUCAAUGUGAGAACUACUACAAAGCCUUUUAUUUACCCUCGUACGUCAACGUGAGAGCACUGGAGGCAGGACGAGCUGGUGAUUGCCGUCACCGUCGCCGGUCGCUCAUGUAGACGUGGCCGGCGUCACAUCACGUCUGCAGCCCUGAUGAUUUUUAGAAUAAGUCGAUCCGGGAUCAGAUCUCGCCCUUCAGAUUCGGAUUGAUAACCGGAUACGAGAAGCAGCACCUCACCCUUCAGAGUUAGAUGUUCGGUGUGAAGGUGCUUCAGCGCCGAGCUUUCUUUCUGAGCUUCCCAUACGCUCUUUAAAGCAUUUAUUAUUUUGUGUUCAGAUUUAAAGUCAGAAGCUGCUGCUUUUUUUUUUUUGCACAAAUGUCAGAAAAUGAAGAAUGAAACCUACGACCAGUUUCUUAAGCCUGUUGUUGUUUGUUUAUUCAUUUUUAGGUUUAAAAAGGUCAAUAAAAUGGCAUCGUGCAAGAUUCUACUGAAAAACUUGGAAAGAAUUGAAAGGCGAAAUCAAACCGUACACAACCGUAACGGAGCUACGACACGAACGUAGCCAAGAAACCGCGGAAGUCUAUUUAAAGCCUCGGUCACAACCGGCCGUACGUGCUCCUACGGCCGGUCUACGUGCAAGAAACGCACGGAGGGCGCGCGUAUGACGUGCUGAUUUUCGAGCCGCAGACCGGCCGCAGAGGUUCUUUGUCAUGUCAAACAAACUCUACGGGCGCUUACGGUUUUUUCCAGGUUGCAAGACAAACUUACGGCCAACGCGCGUCUUUCUCCACAAACAAAAAAAACCGCAGCGAUUUGGGAAAUGCCAAAAAUCGUACGUCCGGUUGUGACCUAGGCUUUAAGCUACACGUUCAGCAUCACGCAGCCCUUUAUAACUGAUUAGCGCUGGACAAAACGGUUAUCGAAGAAAAAACAAACAUGAUUUUCACAUGAAGUGUUUUUGGCUUCUUAGUUAAAGGAAAAGGCAACUUUUGUACAAAAUCACCACAAAUAGAUAGAUAAAUAUAUAAAGUAAUCGAUCAUGGAAUUUAUAGAGAAAGAACAGACCGCAUAACAGUAUCUUUUAACUUUUAAUAAUCUGGGCUUGCACUGAGCUCAGCGAAGAUGCGUUCCACCAUAUUGAUCUACUGCGCGACGUCAUGCGGCCCACCACUGAAAAGAACUCUUCAGUGCUUCAUGGUAAUAAGGUAAAAAACCAGUACAAUCGCUUCUUCAAAGUUUCACCAAAUGGUUUUAUUUAUGCAACUUAAAGCUCAUAAUACUGUAGAACUUUGGUCGAGUAAAAACACGGAGCAAAAACAUGGCUGAAUCCUGAAUGACUCCUAUUUGGAUUUGUUCUACCAAGCCUACUGCGCAUGCGUGAAGCGGCUCGGCUCGGUUUUCCCUUUCGGGCGCUCUCGUUUUCUGUUAGAAUUUGGUAAAGAAAAAAAUAAAUAAAUAUUAUUUACCAGCUUACCGGGUCCAUGAACAUAAAUCUGACAGCUGACAAGGUCGGGAUAUAAACGAAUCGAAUACAAGCCACCCGCCGGGACUCCUAAUCACAGUGAUCUGUCUGUAAACACUGUUUUCAUGGGCCCAGUGACGUCACAGAUCAGAGGGAGGCGCAUUAACGAAAGAUUCUGAUUGGUUUAUAGUUGCCCACAAUCUCAAAAUGGCUGCCUCCUCCAACUUCAACUCCUCUGUGUCAAUUCAUGAUUUCAAAGUUAAAAAUAUUUUUUCAUGUUCGAUAUAUAAUGGAAAUAAUUAACGGAAUUGAUUACGUACAUGUUUUUCUCCUAUUACACACCUGGUUUUGUACAAAAGUUGCCUUUUCCUUUAAUAAUAAUAAUAAUAAUAAUAAUAAUAACUGAUCUGCUCUUAAAAUGAACCCAUAACCUCAGUAGAAUUAUUAAUCAUCAUCAUGACUGCAUUAUUAAGUCGUGUUAACUCUAACUGUAUUAAAUCGAUUAAGAAAUCAUGAAUAAAUUCAAUAACGGUUCCAAAACCACGACAUAUUUAAAACACCAUCGGAACGAUCACGAUCACGUCUGUACGAGACUCUGAACGGCGCUACAAAGCCGACGAGUCGCACUUUUACGACACGAAGCUUCCAUGACUCUGGUAAUUGACGUUUUAUUUUCAGAGCUUACAUGAAAAACUGAACUAUUUACUACUUUAAAUUUUAGUUGAUUCACAAACACUGUGUUCUUCUGUGCGUUUUUUGCUAUUUUCAGUAUGUUUUUAUGUCUAAUAGCUUACGAGCUCGACCUUUUUUUUUUUUUAAAUCAGCGUGAGCAGGAACAACCCCCCUGGUUUAUCGUUAUCAUUAACCAGUUACUUCAACAUAACUGCACUUUGAAUUAAACGAACAAUCUUUCGAACGUUAGAAGGAAAAGUGAAAAGACGACGAGGAGACUCGGCUAAAACUCAGACGAGAAGAUGGACAAGAUCGAGCUUUGUUCCUUGUUUAACUCCUUACACUUUUUCUUCUCUUUAUAAAUGGAUUGUUACACGGCUCGUUGCUCACAGACUGAAACGGACGCUUCCGGUCUCUCGGCUGUUCAGGCACACAGGAAAUAUAAAGAACCCUUUAAUCCAAAUCUCAAACGAUCUGAUUUACAGCCGAGGUGCUGGAUUUAUUCUUUCUCCUCUACGCCAUGGGUCAGGCUGUUGUCGGAAAAUCAUCGGCUACGCUGAAGGUGACGAAGUAAAAGAUCGUUUCGCAGUAACGGCUCGUCCCGGAGUGUUUUAUUCCUCUUGCGCCACAGCAGUCAGUCAACAAAUACAACUUUAGACUGAAAGGUUUGGGAAACAGAGCUCUCACUCACGUUAUUGCAGUCGUUCUGUCACAU
Molecule: messenger RNA, 4329 nt
Organism: Neoarius graeffei (lesser salmon catfish)
Lineage: Eukaryota; Metazoa; Chordata; Actinopteri; Siluriformes; Ariidae
Gene: psen2
Product: presenilin 2
Exons: 11
Coding region: 107-1435 (442 amino acids)
Biological process (GO): membrane protein ectodomain proteolysis; Notch receptor processing; negative regulation of apoptotic process
Cellular component (GO): mitochondrial inner membrane; lysosomal membrane; cell surface
Molecular function (GO): aspartic endopeptidase activity, intramembrane cleaving
Source: RefSeq, a predicted model, not a curated record